AUGGCGACAGCGUGGGUCCUGGUGCUGGUGACCUUGUUGCUGGGCUUGACUGGAGCGGGCUCUGUCCCUACUUCCAAACCCACGUCAACCAGGAGGGGCUGCCUCAUAAGCAGGUUCCAGUCUCUGUCGCCGAGGGAGCUGGAAGCCAUCAGGAAGGCCAAGGAUGCCCUAGAAGAGGCACUCUUGCUGAAGACCUGGAGCUGUGGCUCUCACCUCUUCCCUCAGGCCAGGGACCUGAGACUGCUGCAGGCCUGGGAGCGCCCCGUGGCCUUGGAGGCCGAGCUAGCCUUGACGCUGAAGGUCCUGGGGACCAUGGCUGACUCGUCCCUGGGGGUCGUCCUGGACCAGCCCCUCCGCCUGCUGCGCCACGUGCACUCGGAGCUCCAGGCUUGUGUCCCGGCUCUGCCCACAGCAGGACCCAGAGCCCGGGGCCUCCUCCACCACUGGCUGCACCGGCUCCAGAAGGCCCCAAAGGAGUCCCAGGCCUGCCUCGAGGCCUCCGUCACGUUCAACCUCUUGCGCCUCCUCAAACGGGACCUGAAAUGUGUUGCCAGCGGAGACAUGUGCGUCUAA
Molecule: messenger RNA, 573 nt
Organism: Neogale vison (American mink)
Lineage: Eukaryota; Metazoa; Chordata; Mammalia; Carnivora; Mustelidae
Product: interferon lambda-1-like
Exons: 1
Coding region: 1-573 (190 amino acids)
Biological process (GO): cell surface receptor signaling pathway via JAK-STAT; innate immune response; positive regulation of immune response
Molecular function (GO): cytokine activity
Source: RefSeq, a predicted model, not a curated record